CGUACAGAUGCGCCCUCGAAUCUUUGAGGACAGAUUGCCCUACGAGUGCCUGCUUUUGGACACCCACCUGGUGGGCUCAAACUUUAUGGUGAGCACCCCUCGUUCGCCGUUUUUUAUAUAUCUUGAUGGCUGCUCGGUACAUGAACCCGCGGCAGAGAGAUGGGAAUACUUUCGUCGCCUGCCAAGCUAUUUCCCGCCAUUCUGGAGGGCCAAUAACAUUACUUCGUUGAAAAGUUUUAUGGGUAUACCGAACGAUGGCCACCGUCAACUGCUUUACUUCUCACGGUGUAUAUGUGGUAUUCCCUGCAGGGCGCUGAUGACUCCUCACCGUGGCGCAUUUUUGCUCGAACAGGCAAGAAGAGGGUUCACAAGAGAUGGUUCGAACGCGUUCAUUGGUGUCACGGACGGUCCAAAAGUCACAAACACUCUUCAGCCAAUUAGCACUUUUCCGCUGUUAAAGUGCAGUCAACCGAAAUCCCCUCUGCAAUACUUUGUUUGGUUCGUCUCGGAACUCUCUGCCGGUGCUACUCGUGGGAACACAAAGCUAGUUUCAGUGCUAUAUAUAUAGCUCAUUCGUCGCAGCUCAUCUCAGUUCCCGGCGAACCCGCCCCCCUCUUUCUGUCUCUUCAGUUGCCGGUUCUAGCUGUCUGUGCCAAGCGUCGUUCUCAGUCUCCGUUUCCAAAGAAACCACACUCUUCUGGAUUCUGACAUGCUGCGUUUGCCUGUGGGCUGUCAUGUACUGGUUGCCACCGCUGUGACCUAAGGAUGUCAUAUUUCGUACAAAUACGAUACUGGUGUCACGUCUGCAACCACCCGUAAAGGCACCUCGCUUUUUUGAUUCCCCACUAUUCCCUCGCAAGCUGCUGAAAAUGCAAUCUUU
Molecule: messenger RNA, 880 nt
Organism: Tilletiaria anomala UBC 951
Lineage: Eukaryota; Fungi; Basidiomycota; Exobasidiomycetes; Georgefischeriales; Tilletiariaceae
Exons: 1
Coding region: 8-568 (186 amino acids)
Source: RefSeq, a predicted model, not a curated record